CAUUCAAAACUUUCUGCUUUCAGCGACUCAUUCAGCAAAAGCCAAAAGCAUCUGUUGCAGCUGCAUCCCGUCUGAGAGCGUGUGAGUGAGUGAAAGAGAGAGAGAGUAAAGUGUGUGAGAUGGAGGGAAACAGAGGAGAGCACGAGCAGGUAGAAAAACCAGAGGCAUUCACGGAGGAAGAAAGAGUGAUGAUCAAGACCACCUGGUCGAAGGUGUAUGAGCAUAAAGAGGCAGCAGGAGUUGCUGUGCUCAUCAGACUCUUUACGAGUUUCCCUGUAGCGAAGCAGUACUUCAGCGAGUUUCGGCACAUGGAGGAUGUGCAGGAAAUGCAGGCGAGCAAGCAGCUGCAGAAACAUGCGGUGAGAGUGAUGAAGGCGCUCAACACGCUGGUGGAGAACGUCCAGGAUGGAGAGAAGAUGGCGUCUGUGGUGGAGCAGGUAGCCAAAUCCCACGCUAACAAGCACAACGUUGAGCCAAGAUACUUUAAAAUUCUGGCUGGAGUUAUUCUAGAAGUGCUGGUGGAGACUUUCCCAGAAACCUUCAGUGAGGAGGCACAGAGGCCAUGGUCAAAACUGCUGGGUGUAGUUUACUGGCAUGUCACUCUGGUCUACUUGGAGAUCGGCUGGACUUCCAAAGAGUGAGAGAGAGAGAGAGAAAUCUGUCCAGAAAGCCGUCUCUACAGGAAUUAUAUUCAUCAGGGAGCAAAAUUCAGAUCAUUUAGCAAUGAGAAACUACAAUUUUUGUUUUUUUGAUUGUUGCGAUCAGUUUGUAUUUCAUCAUAACCCAAAACUGCCAUGUUGCUUUUCAGGGAUUUAUAACAGGUAGCGGCUGCAAAGUGGGUAUUCUUUAUAAAGUAUAUAAAGUAUACAUAUUUAUACUUUAUAUAUAUAAAGUAUUCUUUAUAGUUUUUAUGUUUAAAGAAAUGUAUUUGUUGAUCAUUUUAAAGCUUUAUGCUUUAUUAAUGCAAUUUUAAAGUUGACAUCAAUACAGAGGGGAUGUGAUUAAACUCAUAAUUUCUAACUGGCUUCAAGCUAAAUAUAUAAAUAUAAAUCACAGGUACAAUGUUAUUGUGAUUAUGAUCCUAAUAGAGGAAUUUUUAUACUCUCUGUUUUGGUGAAACCGAAUAAGUGUCAUGUAAUCUGUUCUCUGGACAGACAGUGAUUAUGUGUUUGAGAUUCAAAUCUGACUGUAAUUACACUUCCAUUAAUAUCUCCAGUUUUAUACAGAGCCGAGCGAACACACUGCAAUUACAGAGACUGCUUUUUAAAAAUAAAUAGAAAUUAAAAAAAGAAAAAUCA
Molecule: messenger RNA, 1298 nt
Organism: Tachysurus vachellii
Lineage: Eukaryota; Metazoa; Chordata; Actinopteri; Siluriformes; Bagridae
Gene: cygb1
Product: cytoglobin 1
Exons: 3
Coding region: 120-641 (173 amino acids)
Biological process (GO): oxygen transport
Molecular function (GO): iron ion binding; oxygen binding; heme binding
Source: RefSeq, a predicted model, not a curated record